AUGUCACCAAUGGAGGUCGAGUUUGAGAUUGAGUUUGAGUUUGAGUUUGUGUUUGUGUUGGUGUUGGUGUUGGUGUUGGUGUUGGUUCUUGAGUUUGAUAUUGACCAUCUGAUGUUUGAGUUUGAGUUUGAUCAUCUGAUGUUUGAUCCUCUGGAGUUUGAGUUUGAGAUUGAUCAUCUGAUGUUUGAGUUUGAGAUUGAUCAUCUGAUGUAUGAUCCUCUGGUGUUUGAGUUUGAAUUUGAGUUUGAGUUGGGUUUGAAGUUGUUUUGGGUUGUUUGUUGA
Messenger RNA from Acytostelium subglobosum LB1, 282 nucleotides. RefSeq lists its product as hypothetical. NCBI's taxonomy places the organism in Eukaryota, Evosea, Eumycetozoa, Acytosteliales, Acytosteliaceae. The transcript is spliced from 2 exons. The record is from RefSeq and is a predicted model, not a curated record. Bases 1 to 282 code for a protein of 93 amino acids.